AUGAUCUUUCGAAUAUGGCCCGGUGACAAGGAUCCUGAGAAAUCCCAGCAAUGGAAAGUGCUUCCAGCUCCAGGUGUCAAGUGUGUCAGUCCAGUUACAGGUUGCGAGGACUACUAUUACCCACCUUGGAAAAGGCGGUUAUUCCAGUAUUUUGUCAGUCUUCCUGUCUGUCUCUUCUGUCUCUGCGUGGUCUUCUUGACCAUGUUAAUCUGCUUUGAACUGCAGGAAUUUGUGUCAAGUGUCAAAGAAUUGCCAUGGAUAGUCACCUAUUUUCCUAAAAUCUUUUUAGCUGUUGUGAUUACAAUUCUUGACGAUGUUUACAAGAAAAUUGCCUACUGGCUAAAUGACAUGGAGAAUUACCGUUUACAGAGUGCCUACGAGAAACACCUCAUCAUUAAACUAGUUUUGUUUCAGUUUGUAAAUUCAUAUCUUAGUCUUUUCUACAUCGGAUUCUACCUCAAAGACAUGGAGCGCCUCAAAGAGAUGUUGAUAGUCUUCUCCCUGUCCAAAAGUCUUAUCCGUCAGCUAAAAGAUGCCCUUCUCCCGUACAUUGUCCUCAAAAUCUAUCUCCUCCUCAUCUUCAAACGAAACAUGGCGUCCACGGUCUUCAUUGUCUGCUCUCGAUGGCUUCAGUGCCAAAUGUUGGCUGCUCUUUUAAUAACCAGGCAGAUCAUCCUGAAUGUGAAGGAGGUUCUGCAGCCCCUGUUCUAUGCGAAAUACAAGCAGGGACACCUCACCCUCCAGGUGACAGUCAGGAUGCUGACCAACCUGUUCAGGUACUCCCCAGGACAGGCCAGGGAGGUCAGCGAGAGCACACACACAGCGGGUGAAGACAGUAUGGGACAACCGGACCCCAACCGGGGAAACGGGAACCAGGAGCAGGAACACAAGUGUGAAAACGGGGCUUGUGGGGCUCCUGAGGAGGAGGAGCAGCCGCCAAACGAUGAGGAAGGAGACAAGGAUAGUGUCCUGGACUGCGGUCUUCGCCUCUCCAAGAAAGUGAGUUUUGCCGGGAGUGGGCAGAAGGGGGUGAAGGAAGAGAGGAACUGUGAGAUGGAGGGACUCUUACAAGGGAUGUUAAUGGAGGAAGGCAGUCCGAUCCUGGUGGAGCGAGGGGCUGAGGGGGGACUGGUGUUUGAACUGUGUGAGCACGAUGCGAAGAUGGAGACUGAUGAUGGUGACGGUGGAGAGGAUGGGAAGGAGCUGAGUGUGAUGCUGAGACACCGGAGAAAGGAGAAGGACAUGGUGCAGGGAGAGAACAGUGAGCCUCCCAGCAAUAGGCUCUCCUGGAUGGACCCACCGGAUGAUUACGAUGAUGCUCCUUUGACCCAAGGAGAAAUUGAGAGCUGUAUGCAAAAGUAUGAGGACACUUUCCAGGAUUACCAGGAGAUGUUUAUCCAGUUUGGGUACGUGGUGCUGUUCUCAUCUGCAUUCCCCCUCGCUGCCAUGUGCGCCCUCAUCAAUAACGUCAUCGAGAUCCGCAGUGACGCCUUCAAAUUGUGCACCGGCUCCCAGAGGCCGUUUGGCCAGAGGGUGUACAGUAUUGGGCAGUGGCAGUUGUUGCAGCACUUCGCGUUCCUUCUCAAGUACGUGCUGCAAAUCGCAAUCCCGGACGUUCCCGCCUGGGUGGCUGAGGAAAUGGCGAAGCUGGAAUAUCAACGGAGGGAGGCCUUUAAGAAACAUGAGCAGCAAGCCCAGCAACACUACCAGCAACUACAGAAGAGGAGGCAGCGAGAGGAGGAAGAGAAACACCGGCAGGAGCACAAGGAGAAUGUACAGUCCCGGAAGGACAGGGAGGCAGGCAAGGAAGAGGCCAAGUCCACUUCCUCAUCCUCGGAGCAGGCUCACAGCCGAGCUCACAGUAAAUCCAAGGCAGCUUCGUCCUGUCCCGCUCCAGAGAAACCCAAGCGGCCCAGCUCCCUCCUGGCCUCCAACAAUGUGCUCAAGCUGAAGCAGAUCAUCCCCCUCCAGGGCAAGUUCCUGUCGGGCAGUGGGACUGGCAACACCGUCCCCGGGAAGACCCCCCAGUCGCCCACUGGCAGCGAGAGCAAACUGCCAGGCUUCCUGAGCUUCAAGUUUUUGAAGUCCCCAGCGGAGAACAAGAAGGAAGCAGCCGCCGAGAGGGAGAAGGUUCAGUCUCCCACCAAACCCUUCAACCCCGGCAAGCUGUUCAACUUUGGCAAGUCUGACACCGCAGGGUCUGGAGGCAACGGAGCCAUCACCACUACCCAGCCCAAACCUGGGGCAGCCGGCGGGGGCAAUGUCCCCUCAUCUGAGGGUGGUGAGAAAGCCACCAGCAAGUCCGACCUCAAUGGGCUCCCUGAGGCAGCCAACCCUGAGGACCCCAGCAGCUCACAGCCAUCCGAGGAGUCCAGCAGCCCCAAACAUUAA
Molecule: messenger RNA, 2391 nt
Organism: Rhincodon typus (whale shark)
Lineage: Eukaryota; Metazoa; Chordata; Chondrichthyes; Orectolobiformes; Rhincodontidae
Gene: ano8b
Product: anoctamin 8b
Exons: 10
Coding region: 1-2391 (796 amino acids)
Biological process (GO): chloride transmembrane transport
Cellular component (GO): plasma membrane
Molecular function (GO): chloride channel activity
Source: RefSeq, a predicted model, not a curated record